Messenger RNA from Folsomia candida, 2805 nucleotides. RefSeq names its product protein lin-54 homolog. The record is from RefSeq and is a predicted model, not a curated record. NCBI's taxonomy places the organism in Eukaryota, Metazoa, Arthropoda, Collembola, Entomobryomorpha, Isotomidae. Gene Ontology annotation, biological process: regulation of DNA-templated transcription. The coding region runs from base 219 to 2342 and encodes 707 amino acids. Gene Ontology annotation, cellular component: nucleus. The transcript has 10 exons.
AUAUUCAAAAUUUUGAGCGAAAUAUAUAAAUACGAUAAAAAUAUUAAACCGAACCGAUUAAAAACUUGAUUAAACUAGUGAAUGAGAUUCGGGUAGAAUGUGGGUGGUGGGGAGACUGGGCGGAUAUUUGCAAGUUUUGUGGGGGACACAUAAGUGUAAUGAUAAGCAAAAUGUGGCUAAAGUUGUACCAAUUACUGUGUUAAAUUCUUAUUUACAAUAUGACGGAUCAAGAACAAGAUUUAGAGAAUGUUCAAGGAUACAAAGAUGAUGAUAUCCUGCAACAGUUUCAAACCGCAGACGGUGGAACAAUUGUUCUUUCUUCGGAACAGAUUGCUCAGAUGCAGCAGGGGAUGGAGGAACAGCAGCACUACGUCGAGGAAAUAAUUGGUGGUGACCCAAACGUGGAAGUACAUCAUCGUGACGACGGCGAUCCCAAUAUGGAAGGGAUGGAAACUCAGCAAAUUCAUUUAGAUGCGGAUGGAAAUGCUCAUAUUGUUACCCAAGGUCAGAUUGGAGACCUAGUAACGUUCCACGCCGUAGGUGUAGAUUCGCAGGGGAACUAUGUCGGACAACAUGAGGCAGAGGAGGAGGAGGAAGAAGGAGAAGAAGAAGACGGCGAUGUUGGUGUCGAAUUGGACCAUGAUGAACAUGGAGGAAUAGAGCAAAUGAUGGAAGCUGAUAAUGUCGUAGAAGAAGUGAUUACACCAAAUAAUCAAGAAGAGGCUUAUCUUGGAGGUGACGGACUAGAAAUGGAAGUUGGGCAGGAUAUAAACCAACAAUUCAACCAAUAUCAAGUUUUUAAUCCUGAUACUGGAACCUUCAGUCAAGUUCAGGCACCCGUCGUACAACAACAGCAGCAGCAGAAAACGAUUCUGAGAAGACCAGUCCAAAAGGUUCAAACGCAACAACAAUUCAAGUACGUCAUAACUCAACCAUCAGCAGAUGGGCAGAAUCAACAAAUAGUUCUCGAUGCAAAUUCCUUGCAAGGAUUAAUACAGGGCGGCGCUUUCUCGCUGGAUGGUUCAGGUGGAAAGCAACUGAUUCUCUCUCAGCAACAUUCUCCUCCUAAACCAAAACAGAUAAUGCCGACGACACGAAGUCCUGCAAAGAUUCUCCCAGCCCCACUUCCCGUAGGUGACCAGCAACAGGCUGGCACAAAGAAGAUUGUUUAUAUGCAAGGAGGCAAUAUAAUGUCUACGGUACGGGGAGAUACCAAGUUCAUCACUACCGGAUCCGGAAAUCAAUUACAGUUUGUCCGCGUGAUUCAGAAAGGGACUGGAAAUAAAAUUCCGAUUGCACCAGCAACACUGAAACCUAGACCAGUUGCUCCAAAACCAGGACCCGGAACGUUUAUCCUACCAGCAGGAACUUCUGCCGCGGAUAUUGCUUCGAUUCAGAACACGACAGGGCUCGGAAAUGUUGUUGUCCUUCCCAAUUAUCUGUUGCAAAAAGAUCAGCAGUCUCUCAGACACUCGGACUCGGGAUCAAUUUUAACCGACUCCAAUUCUAUCAUGAGUGGAUUGGGAUCCAGUUUGGCAACGGCAGGAAAUUUAGACUCUUUCCGAUCACUAUUAGAACCUAAUGGGAUGAGGCCAAGAAAGCCUUGUAAUUGUACAAAGUCCCAGUGCCUCAAAUUAUAUUGUGACUGCUUCGCCAAUGGGGAAUUUUGUCAUUUAUGUAAUUGUACAAAUUGUUUUAAUAAUUUGAACCAUGAAGAAGACCGUCAAAAGGCAAUUAAACUUGUACUUGAAAGAAAUCCUGGCGCUUUCCGGCCGAAAAUAGGAAAGAGUUCCAUGACUGGAGAAGCACAUGAACGGCGACAUAAUAAGGGAUGUAAUUGCAGAAGAUCUGGCUGUUUAAAGAAUUACUGCGAGUGUUACGAAGCUAAAAUAUUUUGUUCGUCUAUCUGCAAAUGCACUGGGUGUAAAAACUGUAUAGAAAAUAUUCCCUCUGGCCUUCCCAAUGGAGUUGGUGUAGAACAACACUUUGCAGGGGCUGGAACGGCCCACAGACAAACGUUAAAAGAUCUCGCGGAAGCAGCAGAAGUUCGAGUACAACAACAAAACCAAGUAAAAAAUAAAAUGAGGGCACAGAUGCAGGAAGUUUCUCCUCAGAAUAAUCUCGGAAUCAUGGUUCCACCCAUUGUUUUUAGGUAUCCACAUGGGUCGAUAUCAUAUGAAGUUAUAACUUCCACGGUAGAAUUGCUCCUCGCAAAAGCUGAAGCUGGUGAAAAGCAAAAGUUAAAUCAAGGAGAGAUUGAAAGACUGGUUCUUGAUGAAUUCUCCGAGUGUCUUGCUUCCAUCAUGGAUUUGGGAACUUCGAUUGACAGACAUUGGCCAUAGGUGUGGUUUGCGACAAAUUUGAUACUGCGAGUAACUAAGUUUAGUAUUUUUUUAUCACUUUACAUGUUUUAUGACUCUCUUAUAAUAUCCUGUCCAUAUUAUGAUCAGAUCAACGUAAAAGUUGUUCAUACCUACACAUUAUUAUGAUUUUUUUAAAUUUAGCCGUUUCAUCUACUACCGUUAUCCGUUUUUCGAAGUUACAACCCCGUUAUUACCAUAUUCUUAAAAGAGGAAUUAAAAGAGUAACUUAUAAAAUAAGACAAAGACAUGAUAGUUUGAAUUGUAGAUUACCUGAUUAAUCUCACAAAAUGCAUAACAAUAAUGGUGGAGUUAUAAUCCCACAAUGUUUUUAAGAGUCCUUAAAGAAAGAGUUUAAAUAAAUUAUAAAUUAUUAUGGCCUGAAAAAUGCCCUAAUGUUACACAGGUUUAAAUAAGCCAAAUAAAGUUAUUCCGAAACAGUACA